CGGAAGGUGGCGGCGCACAUGGGCGCGGGGGCCGGGCCCGGGAUCGGCAGCGGCGCCGGCACCGGGAUCGGGAUCGGGACCGGGACCGGGAUCGGGAUAGGGAACGGGGCGGGAGGAGCCGCCGGGGCGCUGGGCGCUGCCGUGGCUGCUCUCUACACGGCCACGCUGCCGCCCGCUCUGCCCGGCGGGGAUGCGGGGGAGCUGAUCACAGCCGCAUAUGAGCUUGGAGUCGCCCACCCUCCUGGCUACCCCCUGUUCACGCUGCUGGCCAAAGUGGCCACGGGGCUGCCCGGCGGCUCCCCCGCCUUCCGAGUCAAUCUCCUCUGCGGCUUGCUGGGAGCAGCUGCUGCCUCGUUGCUUUUUUGCACGGUUUUCAGGCUUUCUGGCUCAUAUGCUGGAGGAAUCCUUGCUGCGGGGGUGUUUUCAUUUUCUCGUCUAACAUGGCAGUGGUCCAUCACGGCAGAGGUUUUCAGCUUAAACAAUCUGUUUGUGGGGCUGCUGAUGGCUCUCACUGCUCGUUUUGAGGAGGCAUCCACUGCAAAAGAAAGAUCAAAGAUCUCUAAAUUGGGUGCUUUUUGCUGUGGGCUCAGUCUGUGUAAUCAGCACACAAUCGUGCUUUAUGUCGUUUGUGUUGUGCCCUGGGUUCUCUCACGGCUUUUCAGAAAGAGGGAAUUGUCCCUAGGCCAUUUGCUGAAGUUGGGUUUAUGCUUCUUGGCUGGUUUGCUGCCUUAUCUCUAUCUGCCGGCUUCGUCCUACCUCAAUCGAGCCCGCUGGACAUGGGGAGACCAGACGACUUUUCAAGGGUUUUUGACCCACUUUCUGAGGGAAGAAUAUGGGACAUUCAAUCUGGCCAAGUCCGAGACAGGAUCCAGUAUGGGAGAGAUGCUGCUUUUCCAGCUGGCACAGAUGAAGUCAGAGCUCUCCCCUCCCGUCCUUGCCCUGGCACUCGUGGCCUGUGUGAGCACAGCACUGCCGAAAAAGCAUCAGAAAUCAUCUGUGAUCUGGCUGUUCACUGGAAUGCUCUGCCUUUAUUCCCUUUUCUUCGCUUGGAGAGCAAAUUUAGAUGUUACAAAGCCUCUGUUUCUAGGCGUGGUGGAGCGGUUCUGGCUGCAGAGCAGUGCUGUGGUGGCUGUGCUGGCAGGGCUGGGGCUGGCCACACUGGCCAGCCUUGGGAGGAGCACUGUGCUGGAGGGCACCUGGCUGCUGCCAUGCCUGGAGUGGCUUCCUGCUCUUGCCCUCGUUGCUGCUCAACUUUGGGCGAAUUACAGCACUUGUGAUCAGAGCAGCAACUACGUUGUUGAUAAGUUUGCAAGGAACGUGCUGUCCUCCAUGCCAACAGGGGCAGUGAUCCUGCUGAGAGGAGACUUGCCUGGGAAUGCUCUUCGUUACCUUCAUUAUUGUGAGGGCAUGAGGCCAGAUAUCACCUUAGUGGAUCAGGAGAUGAUGACUUAUGAAUGGUAUUUACCCAAGCUGGCAAAGCAUUUACCUGGCGUUUAUUUUCCCGGGGACCGGUGGAAUCCUGUGGAAGGAGUAUUACCCGACGGGACACUCGCCUUUAAUCUCCAUCGUUUCCUCAAAGUAAAUAAACAUAAGGAAGUGUUUGUCUGCAUAGGUCUUCAUGAAGGGGACUCGACCUGGAGAAGGAGCCACUCGCUCUGGCCCUGGGGUACAUGUGAGAAGUUGGUUCCUUCUGGAGCUGUGUUUGACCCAGGGGAGUGGAUUCGUCUCACAAGGAAUCUCUAUAACUGGACUGAGGACUAUGGCAGUUUCAGCCCCUCUUCCUGGGAAGCUGUUGCCAACGAGGAGAUGUGGCAAGCCAGGAUGAAAACCGCUUUCUUCAUCUUUGACCUAGCAGAAACAGCCAGUGUGACUACAGAAAUGAAAUCACAACUUUACACAUUUGCAUACACUUCAUACAGAGAAAUUGUCAACUCCCAUCCCCAUCACCCGGUGAACUGGCACAAGAACUACGCCAUCGCCUGCGAGAGGAUGCUGCGCCUCCGCCGGGGGGACGUGGAUCCCGAAACGCUGCUCUCCCAGGCUGUGAAACAUUUCCUGCUCUACACUGAGAAGGCAGAGGAUGAUCCCCAGCGCCAGGACAUCCUGCAGGCUGUGCAGCACCUCCGGGAAGAGCUGCAGGGGCUGAGGAGGAGGAAGGCGGAGCUGAGGCGCGCAGCUGGGUAGCGCCUGGUCCUGCUGAAGUGUUGAAGCCGGGACUUAAAAUCUGAAUUAGUUCUUGGCAGCGUGAGAGGGGUUUUAAAAGGUGACAGAAAUGGCAGCAGAGAGGAAAUCAGGUGUGAUCCCCUCUGCAGGAACACAGUGAUGUUUGAUUUCUGUUGCCAAAUGAACUUUUUUGGGGGUAGGGGAGAAGCUCACCACUAAAUAGCGGGUUUCAAAAAGGAGAGUUUUCUUUUACAAGAAAACUAUGAACUUGAACUGUGAAUAUAUAUAUGUUUUUUUAUGAAUGCAGCAUCCAUUCUAGAUGUAAAAAUGUAUUUAGCAUUUGAUUGUUUCCUCUGUUGCUGAGCCAAGGGUUUUCCUAAAGCCAUUUUUCAUUAGCUGUGCUGUGUCUGGGUGUUUUUGUGGUGGGUUUCCAGCAGGACAAGCUGUGGGAUGAUGCCCCCCACAGGAGCCUGGUCAUUCACUGUUUUGAAUGUGCUCUGAGCCCUGGCUGUGCCCAAGGGCACUGCAGAAUCAUAAUCACAGAAUCCCAGAAUGAUUUGGGUUGGAAGGGACCUUAAAGAUCCUCUCAUUCCACCCCUGCCAUGGGCAGGGACACCUCCCACUAUCCCAGGUUGCUCCAAGCUCCUUCCAGUCUGACCUUGGACACUGCCAGGUGCUUCUCUGGGCAACCUGUGCCAGGGCCUCACCACCCUCACAUAUUCCUUCCCAAUAUCCUGUCUAACCCUGCCCUCCUUUGAAGCCUUCCCCCCUUGUCCUGUCACUUCAUGCCCAUGUAAACAGUUCCUUUCCACCUCUCUGUGACCCCUUUAGGUGCUGGAAGAACAGGAUGUCCUGCUGGAAUGAGGUGGGUAGAGACCAACCCAUUUUUUUCUGCCUCCCUUGCUUUUCAGGGAUGGCUGCUUUCAAUCCUUUGGGAUUUUAUGAUGGGAUGGUCUUUAUUGCUUAGAGUUCCAACCCUGAGCAAGCAACUCGUGUAUUUACCCUUGCAGAGGGACUCUGAUGGCAGCAGUGUGACAUCUCCUGCACUGGGGCAGAAGGACCAUGGUCCUGAGACCUCAUAUGGGACAUAAGAGCAGCUCCCCUGGGAUGCUGCUCCCCUGGGAUGCUGCUCCCCUGGGAUGCUGCUGUCUCCUUGGGUCAUGGCAUCCAUGCUGUGGCCUCUUUCUGUGUGAACCCAGAAUCCCCAUCUGCUCUGCCACAUCCUUGUGGCUCCUGGGGAUGCCAGAAGUGCAGUUUUGGAGGUGUUGAGGCUUUAACCAAAAUAAUUGAGUGCGAAUCCACCCUGCUUUUCAAUCUGCCCCAACAGCCAAGAGACUUCUGGGGUUAACAAGAACUCAGCUUCUUCUUUUAAAAAAAAAAAGACAUAAAUGCUUUUUAUAAUAUUUUGUCAGUUAACAGUGCUUCAAAUGCUUGAAACAGACCCCAAACUCUGGUGAUGUUCCUGCAAAGCUCUGUUCAUCUAAAACUUCAUACGUUAUUCUGUGGUUUUAUGAUAUCUCAGCUCAGUGUUUUGCACAAAUUGCUGCCAGGCCAGGAUUUCUUCUGGUAAAAUUAUCAGAGAAGAAACAAGUACUUCUGUAAAGAUGACAUUAUCUAACAUCAUCUCUGGAGCAGACUGGGAUGGGGACAGGAGCGAGGGGUGUUGCAGGUGGAUGUUCUGCUGCUCUGGGGUUUGAGGUGUGUGUAGGGACAUGUGGCCACUAUUCCUAAUAGAUCCUUUUAAAUCCAAGUGCUGAUUUCCAACUUUGAAUACUUCCCAUGUAAAAAUCAAGCUGCUGUCUGGGAAUCUCUAACUCCAGAUGCAAAAUAGCAUCCUUUACUUUUCAUCCUCUCACACUUGAUUUAUUUUUUGUAGCAUAUGCAAUUCCCUGUUAAUUCCUGUGAGCCAUCCCUGUACGAACAGCAGAUGAGAAAUGAUCAAUAAAAAGAUGGAAAACUGUGGCUUCUGGGUUGCAAAGCCACAAAGCAGAGGGGUGAGAGGGAAGAGGAGCAGUUCAGGGGUGUCCUUUUAACUCUUUGUGUUGUAAUUGACUACAUUUCAGGUCGGCUGUGCCUCACUUAAAUCUCUUCCUUCCUCUCAAUCCCCGCAGAAGUGUUUGUACAGAGCGAGGGAAUAUCACACAUUCCUCCGUGCAGCUUUCUCAGGGAGGGCUUUCUCCUUCCCUCCUCCAGCCCCAGCAGAAAAGCAUCCAGAAUCCAAUUUUUGAAUGCUUUUGUUACCUGCAUUAUUGCAAAUCCAUUCAAGCAAAUAUACUGAGCUGAGGGUUUUCUUUAUCUUGAUUAGAUGCCCCUCCUUAGCCGCGUAGUCUUGAAAUAAUUGGAAGCUUUUGUGGAUCCCGCUAUCUGCUCGGGAGAAAAGAGGGGCUGUGCUGAAUAAAGUAUCAUCCUCAAUUGUAAUAAAUAGUGGUGGUGGCUACAAAAAGGGCUUUACCACUGGCAAAAGCCUUCCCAGGUGUGAAGAGCAGUAGGGCGGUGAUGCCUUUUUUAGGGAGAAAAUCAGAACUCUGCCCCUGACGUUCUCUGUCGCCUUAUAAAUCCUGCGCGUGUGAGACGCAGGGGUCUGUGCUGGGUGUUCAGCAGAAGAUAUUCCAUGGAGGGGGGAAAUACCUAGCACUGAUGGAACUUCCAAAAUUCCUCCCCCUGGACCUGUUCAAAUGAGAUUUGCUGGUGCUCGCAGACGGAGCCGCUGCGUGGAUGUUGCUGAGCCUGUUGGCUAAAAGGCGGUGCGGAGGGAUGCUGGCAGAGUUUAAUUUUUAUCAGCUCCUCUUAGGUGGCACCCUGAAGUUUAUCAAACAAGCAAAGCUGAUUUGCUCUUCGUUAGUCUCAGUUGCAUGAAUCGGUUGCCAAGUAAACAGGAU
Messenger RNA from Poecile atricapillus (Black-capped chickadee), 5042 nucleotides. It is a transcript of the gene TMEM260, whose product is annotated as transmembrane protein 260. The record is from RefSeq and is a predicted model, not a curated record. The transcript is spliced from 16 exons. NCBI's taxonomy places the organism in Eukaryota, Metazoa, Chordata, Aves, Passeriformes, Paridae. Bases 19 to 2184 code for a protein of 721 amino acids.